Achroia grisella is the source of this 1823-nucleotide messenger RNA. Its product is annotated as filaggrin-2-like. The coding region runs from base 1002 to 1676 and encodes 224 amino acids. The record is from RefSeq and is a predicted model, not a curated record. Lineage: Eukaryota; Metazoa; Arthropoda; Insecta; Lepidoptera; Pyralidae. The transcript has 2 exons.
AUAUUAAGAUUUCCUAAGGAACGACCACACGCAGUAAAAUUCCUGUUGUUUCAGGCGUCUGUAGGCUAUGGUAACGCCCUGCCAACGAACAUCCGUUAUGCUUGUUUGUCACCACUAAUAAUCUAACGUAUGUCACAUAGUUAUUGAUUAUUGGUAGUUAUGUAAAAUUAGGCUAGUCAUUCUAACAUACUUACCUACGUCUAUUACAUAUGCAGCAAUACAAUGUUGUGAUAGGUAAUUGUGAUGUAAACGAGUUUAUUGCUAACAAGAUACAACUUGUUCAUACACGAUUAUAAGUAGGUUUCUUUCAAGCUAUUACAAAUAUUAUAACCCCUUACGAACGCUGUAAUUGUAGUGGAUGUCAGUAAUAGCUAAGUGGUUUCAAUGCUAGCAAUAUAGCUAUUAUAUCACGUCGAAGUCCGGAGUCCGGAGCUAUUGCAGUUAAUUCCUAAUAAAUACCACGAUUCGUAUACCAUUAGUCCAGGUGGGCGCGCCUAUUCAUCAUUAUCCAUACAAAAAUUGGUUUAUAACGCAUCUUUUUUCAACGUUUAGCGUAAGUAUUUAUCUGUGGCCUCAUGAACUAUUGGAUGGUUUAAAUUACUUAAGCAACAGCGUCGGGAUUCCACUCUGGUCUCAUGAUGAAUCGUAGUAAAUAUAGAUUAUGAAAUGAACCCGAUUAUUUUGAAUGUACAACUGCCUAUAAGGAUUGUGUUUAUCAGUACACUCAAACCUACGCCCUUUUUUAUGUUAUUACAUAAAAUAAAUAACCAAAUAGGCCGUGAACAGAAACUUAAGAUGAAUGAAUGGUAACGGAUAGUGUUCAACUUUUGACUGCAGCCGCUGCUAACAGAGCGACAGCUAAUAAAAUUGAAGAAAGUAAACGGCCGGCCUGUACCCCGUCUCUUCUAGUGAAGAGAAUGCGCCAUAUAUAAGCAAGUCAAAACACUUGUCGUUCGAUAGUUUUUUCAGUGCCUUGUAGACGUACAGUCACGCGCGACAUAAUGGAAAUACCGAUAUUGUUAAUAUUAUUAUGCUGUGUGUAUAAAAGUUAUGCAUCCCACCAUUCACAUACUAUACCAGUAGAAGGAUACGAAACUGAGUUACAAAAUCUGGGUCAACACGUAGAAAUACCGGAAACACCAGUGAAGGUGAUAAAAAUAACCAAAACUAUCGCAGUUAAAAUUCCAGUGCCAUACCCAGUAAAAGUAAGAGAAAAAGUACCAUAUCCUGUACCAGUCGCAAAACCAUACCCGGUUCCAGUUCCACAAAUUAUCAAAGUGCCACACAUUGUGUCCACUAAAUCUGACGAGCAUGGCUCCAGUGAUGGCGGUUACGGCGGCCUACAAGGUUCACAUCAAUUAAGUGGUCAAUCGAGCCCGUACCACGUGCAGGAACUAUCAGCACACGACUCUUCGUCCGGCGGACACUCUUAUGGUCCAGAGAGUCAAUCUUUUAGUGGAUAUAAUUCAGGACAUGGACAAAAUUUAGGUCAAGACUAUUCAUCUGACGGAUCUUCUGGUGGUUCGUAUGAAGAACCUGCAAGUUAUUAUGGUAAUUCUGGUAAUGGAAAUGACUUCGAAUCGAAAAGUUACGAUACGGCGAUUAAAGAUUACUUCAAUAAAAACCAAUUAAGCAGUAGUCAUAAUGAAGGAUCAAAUGAUCACAGUUACCAUUAAAUUUUUAUGUAUGCCAAGUGUGAUUGUUUUAUACCUAUUUAUGUAUGUAUCUGAUGUAUGAAACACUUUAAUGUACUGUUAUUGUACUAUGUAUUAAUUAUUAUGUUUUAUGUUAAUUUGUUACAUUUUUGUUACUAGAUGUGUAGG